AAACGAACUAAAAAUUGUUGUGUUUCUGUGCGUAAAGUAAAUUUUUGUUCUUGUGAGAAACCUUUUCGAAACGAUGCCCAAACAGCAAUAUGCAAACGACAAAACCAAGCAGCGGCUUCGGGCCAAGGCAGCAGGUUUGGCUGGCAGCAAAAGCAUAAAGUCCAAGUACAAACUGAAGCGCAAGUCUAGGUCUAAGGGGACAGUGACGCGCUCACGAUCUUCCAAAGGCGGCCGUUCCCUGGGCAAACCCUUGACGAAGCUUCGUUCCAGCACCAAAGCAAAAAAGCGGCUGCAGAAGCAAAGGCCAGCAUCCUCGAUGCCUACGAAGGGGAUGAAGAAAAAGAGAAAGAAUGCAGCGGCGGCAGCCAAGAACAAGAUGCUGUCCGUGAAGCCAAAGGAAACCAGCAAGAAGAAGCCAACACGUGGCACUCCUGUGCUUUUUCUGGUCAAGGAUCCUGGCUACCGUCGACAGUCGAUGCCUUGUACCACCCAAAGCAAGGGACACAAGACGCCGCUCCAGCCGACGUCUCAGCUGCCUCGAUACGUGGCCACCGGCUCGAUGCCAACCGACUCGCGGCUGGCCAGGUUGGGUGUCGACUUCUUCCACCAUUUGGGGCAGCGCAAUGCCACGGACCCUGAGGAGAACUCCUGGAAGCCACCGAUGCGUCUCGCUGCCGGUGGAUGGAGCGCCGGUGUCGCCAUGAAUGUAGAUGCGCCCAACACAGAGGUGCCGCUGACCCAUCGACUGCCCAUCAUUGACUUCAUCUCCACAAACGAGUUCAAAAGAAUGUGCGCCAAGUCCCGAACGACGGGAACUACUUCUCUCUGUUCCGCUCAACAGAGGAUGUAGACGAUGGACGGAGAGAUGCAGAUAGACAGAGAGAGAGAGAGA
Molecule: messenger RNA, 892 nt
Organism: Drosophila guanche
Lineage: Eukaryota; Metazoa; Arthropoda; Insecta; Diptera; Drosophilidae
Exons: 2
Coding region: 74-850 (258 amino acids)
Source: RefSeq, a predicted model, not a curated record